AUGAACGACUCGCACUUCACGUGCAACAGGACGCACAACUUCACCGACUCGUCCUGUCAGGUGUUCCCCCGGACACCCCCCAGGCCCGUGGACAUCACCACCUUCAUGCACAUCCUGCCCUCCAUCUACGGGAUCCUGUGCUUCGUGGGGGUCUUCGCCAACGCGCUGGUCAUCUACGCGGUGGCGGCGUGCAAGAAGAAGAUGGUGUCGGACAUCUACGUGCUGAACCUGGCCAUAGCCGACAUGCUGUUCCUGCUGGUCAUGCCCUUCAACAUCCACCAGCUGGUCCGGGACCGGCAGUGGGUGUUCGGGAACUUCAUGUGCAAGGCGGUGGUGGUGGUGGAUGUGAGCAACCAGUUCACAACGGUGGGCAUCGUUACGGUGCUGGGCAUCGACAGGUACAUAGCCAUUGUGCACCCGAGCUCGGAGAAGCGGACGGUACAGUGGACCAUCAUCAUCAACCUACUGGUGUGGCUGGGCAGCUUCCUCCUCACCGUCCCCGUCAUGAUGUACGCCAAGGUGAUCCGCCGGCAGCACCUGCAGGUGUGCAUGAUGUACCUGGACGGGCCUGAGGACAUGCACUGGUACACCCUCUACCAGUCUAUCCUGGGCUUCAUCAUCCCCCUCAUCAUCAUCAGCACCUUCUACUCGCUCACCCUCUACCACGUCUUCAGCUCCAUCCGCCGGGUCAAACGGAAGCAGUCGGUGUGGGCGAAGCGCGCCACCAAGAUGGUCCUGAUGGUCAUCGCUCUGUUCCUGAUCUGCUGGUCGCCCUACCACGUCAUCCAGGUGAUCAACCUGAGCAACAACCGGCCGACCAUCGCCUUCGUCUACGCCUACAACAUCAGCAUCUGCCUCAGCUACUCCCACAGCUGCAUCAAUCCGCUCAUGCUGCUCAUCUUCGCUCAGAACUACAGAGAGCGUCUGUGUCGCCAGAACGCGAAGCACGGCUCGCAGCACUCGUCUAAGGUCACGGUGGUCAAACCGGAGGGUUCCAGCACGCCGCACGACCCCAACUGCCGCAUCACGGUCAUCUAG
This is a messenger RNA of Nematolebias whitei (Rio pearlfish), 1038 nucleotides long. RefSeq names its product melanin-concentrating hormone receptor 2 (gene mchr2b). The coding region runs from base 1 to 1038 and encodes 345 amino acids. The transcript has 2 exons. Lineage: Eukaryota; Metazoa; Chordata; Actinopteri; Cyprinodontiformes; Rivulidae. The record is from RefSeq and is a predicted model, not a curated record. Gene Ontology annotation, molecular function: melanin-concentrating hormone receptor activity; neuropeptide binding. Gene Ontology annotation, cellular component: neuron projection; membrane. Gene Ontology annotation, biological process: neuropeptide signaling pathway.